Molecule: messenger RNA, 3085 nt
Organism: Annulohypoxylon maeteangense
Lineage: Eukaryota; Fungi; Ascomycota; Sordariomycetes; Xylariales; Hypoxylaceae
Product: glycosyltransferase family 90 protein
Exons: 2
Coding region: 650-2578 (642 amino acids)
Source: RefSeq, a predicted model, not a curated record
AAAUAAUUAAUCCUCCGAAGUUCGUAAACAUGAUUCGGACCCUAUUCCUUGAUUGUUGGUCUGCAAGGUCUUAUAUCCUACGUAUAUGAUUUAUGGAUAAUAUCGCUAGAUCUGGGUAGAGACGCGUCACAGUGCGUCUUCGAUACAGAGGUUUUGAUUAAAUGGAAUUAUUUAAUUGGACCAGACGAACAAAGUGCCGGGGGGGCUACGACGCUACGUGCACCAGUACAUAGAACCCAGUAGCAACCUGGUAGCAGCUAAAAAAAUCAAGAAUGGACUUAGGAAGGGGCGACUGGAGCAAACAGGGACAUUGUACCUGAUCUUCAUCUGUCAAAUCGGUCAACAGGUCGAAAGUUCUUUCCUUUCCUAACGUUAACAGACGAGAGAAGGACCAGACCAGCAGACCGGAUAGACGAGACUAACGGUCUAACGCCAUUGUCUCCAUAUCUCCAUAUUUCCAUAUUUCAAUCCAAUCUGUACUAUCCCUUUCCUCUCUUUGGUCCCUUGACCCACGAAACACGAUAUAUCUAACUUAGGUACAUGUUACCAAUGUCAUUCUUUAUUUUGCCAUUACCCGACGCCAACAAUUCUCGACCGACGUCACUAAGCCUCCCAACAUUGGCUUGGACCACGGCGCCCUGAGAGAGAAAUGAGGCCGCGCCAGUUGCUUCUAACCGGCGGGUUCGUCUUCCUCGUCCUAUGCUUCGUUAGCCUAUUCCGACUCUCGCCCUCCGGAACCAACCUCGCAGAUCUUAAACCCGGCCCUCUAACGCACGGUAAGACCGGCGGCGUUGGAAAAAAUGGCGAAACACAACCGCAACAGCCGUUGACGGCCCCGGUCCCGUUCGACCCUAAACCGAAACCCGCGCCCGCCGGGUCGCACCCGAUAUGGUCGUUGAUCACACAAGCGGAGCAGGAUCUCGAGGCUGUCAAGAAGCGGCAGUCGAAGACGCUGAAGGAGGCGACGACCGAGUACAGGCGACGGUACGGGAUCCCGCCGCCGCCCAACUUCGACCGGUGGUUCGAGUUCGCGCGGGCCAAGGGCACGCAGCUGAUCGAUGAGUUCGACACCAUACACGAGAGCCUGACGCCGUUCUGGGGGCUCAAGCCGGGCACGAUCCGCGCGCGCGCCAAGGAGGCCCUGGGCUUCGACAACGCGCUCCUCGGCAUCCAGAUCCGCAACGGCAAGAUCACGCAUAUCCAGGGCGGCGGCGAGUGGCAGCGCGAGGCUACCGCGGGCAUGAUGGGGAAGUUCCUCAAGUGGUUACCUGAUAUGGAUUUAUGCUUUAAUUUACACGACGAGUCGAGGGUCGUUGUGCCCCAUGAUGACCUCGCGAGGCUGGUUAAACGGGCGAAGGAUAUUAAUAUGCCAGCGGCGAAUCUUCAGGUGAAUCCUCGGAACGAGUUUACUUCGAAGCCUAGGGGGCUGAAUGAUGGGACGAGGUUCGAGGAGAGCAAGUUGACCCGGUUUAAUGUCUUUGCGCACCAGCCGACUUGGACGCAUUCGCGGUUAUCUUGUCCACCUGAGAGUCCCUCGAGAGGAUUGGAGGAGGAUGAGAAGAAGGAUGAUAUUUCGAAGUAUGGCUUGGGAGAGUUGGGUUUCAUAUACAACAUCACUGCUAUGUCGGAUAUAUGCUAUUCUCCGUCGUUGAGCUCGACGUUUGGGUUCUUCGACCGCCCGAACGCGUACAACAUCGUUCAUGAUCUAUUCCCCAUUUUCUCGCAAUCGAAAAUCUCGUCGUACUCGGAUAUCUUGUACCCGUCGCCGUGGUACUGGUUUGAGAAAGUGAGCUACGACGAGGGCAAGGAUAUUCCGUGGGCGACGAAGCAAGAUAAGCUGUACUGGCGCGGCUCCACGACAGGCGGAUUCAGCCGUAACGGUGGAUGGCGCCGGCAGCACCGUCAGCGGUUCGUGCAGAAAAUCAACGCGGCCGAUAGCGCCAAGAUCCUCGUGAAUAAGGGGACCGAGGGUAACCAGAAGUGGGAGACGAAGAUAGUACCACGCGGCGAUUUUAAGGAGAUCAUCGACGUGUACUUCUCGGGGGUGGGCCAGUGCGACCCAGGCGACUGCGCUGCCCAGAAGGAGUACUUCACCAUCAAGGGACACGCAGAGCAGCAAGACGCCUGGAACUACAAAUACCUCCUAGACAUUGACGGGAACGCGUUCAGCGGCCGGUUCUACGCGUUCCUGAAGAGCAGGAGCCUGGUGUACAAGUGGGCCAUCUUCCGCGAGUGGCACCUCGAGUGGCUGAAGCCGUGGGCCCACUACAUCCCGCUGAGCUUACAGGGCGAUGACUGGCUCGAGGCCGUUCGGUUUUUCGGCGACGGCAGCCUCGGCAAGAAGGAGGCGGAACGCCUGGCGAAUCAGCAGCGCGAGUGGGCGAAUAAGGUCCUUCGGCACGAGGAUAUGGAGGUUUGGUUUUUUAGGCUGUUGUUAGAAUACGGCCGAGUGGUCGACGACGACCGCGCGAAUAUCGGGUUCGCGGUGGGAAGCAAGCCAGCCCCCGAACGUAAUACGGAGCAGGCGGAGAAACCGCCGGUUAACGAGGAGCGAGUACCGGGGCAACGGGAACAUUAAUGCGAGAUACGGACAUACGAAUACGGUAGAAGCACAUUAGGCCGGCGUACGGCGUGCUCAUUUUGUAUAAAACAGAAACUGCUGCUUGCAUCACGGGCCGGAGUUAUUCUUUUUUUUCUUUGAUGUCUUUUUUUGGUUUUGUACUACACGCUACACGUAUACACUGGGCACUAGGUUCCUUCGGUACGGACGGACGGGCUCGAUGGAUGGAUGCUAGGUACUACAGGUCUACUGAGAUAUCUAGGUGUGCUUAGGGCGGGAACAGUGAGAAGGUCGGACAGGACAUAGUUUGGCGCUCACGCCUUUCUUUGAGCUUGUUUGUGUACAUGUGGGAGGGGAGGGGGAUAUGGGUUUCCAGAUCUAAGCUAGGGUAGGGGAGGUGUCCUAAGGAGAGCCUGGUCCGAGUUAGAUAUGUGAUGUGCCUGGGUAGGAUACUAGGCUAGGUAAGAUGGACUACUAUUUAGGUAGUCGUCCAGGUACUUAAUCUACUGUGUCGCUUAAAAGACU